Molecule: messenger RNA, 1619 nt
Organism: Brassica rapa (field mustard)
Lineage: Eukaryota; Viridiplantae; Streptophyta; Magnoliopsida; Brassicales; Brassicaceae
Product: putative nuclease HARBI1
Source: RefSeq, a predicted model, not a curated record
GUUUAGUUUGAAUUUUUAAUUAUCUAUGAAGUAAUAUGCAAAAUUCAAAGGAAUCAAAGUAAGGAUUAUAAAAAAAUAUCAUGUUUUGUUUCUACUAAAAUUUUAAUUUUUAUUUCUUUCUUUCAGUUAAACGAACCAUAAUUUUUUUCCAGGAGAUACUAAAAAAAUGUCAUCAUCGUCAUCCGAUGAAGUUGAAGAAAGAUUGGACGAAAUUAUCGACGAUAUCAUAGAUGAAACCUACAUCAACAUUUUGGAAGCCCAACCCUCUAAGCCGAAGAAACGCGCUUAUAUAGAACGAGACCGCGAAAUCGGACACAACCGAUUAUGGAAUGAUUACUUCAGUGAAGAUGCGACAUUUCCGCCGUAUUUAUUCAGACGCCGUUUUCGUAUGAAUAAAGAAUUAUUCUUGCGUAUUGUCCAUCGCCUCUCAGAACACGUUCCAUUCUUUCAACAAAGAAGAGAUGCCACGGGGAGGUUUGGUCUUUCACCACUACAAAAAUGUACAGCCGCCAUUCGUCUCCUUGCUUAUGGUUCUGCAGCUGACGCGGUUGAUGAAUAUCUCAGAGUUGGUGAAAGCACGGCAAUUUCGUGUUUAAAGCAUUUUAAUGAAGGAAUAAUUCAGUUAUUUGGUAAUGAGUAUCUACGAAGACCGACAGACGAGGAUCUUCAGCGACUACUCCAUAUUGGAGAGAUACGCGGGUUUCCGGGGAUGGUAGGAAGCAUCGACUGUAUGCAUUGGAGGUGGAAAAAUUGCCCAACGGCUUGGAAAGGACAGUACACCCGGGGAUCAACAAAACCGUCAAUUGUGUUAGAGGCAGUAGCUUCACAAGAUCUUUGGAUAUGGCACGCUUUCUUCGGUCUACCAGGUACCUUAAACGAUAUUAAUGUCCUCGAUCGGUCUCCUGUUUUUGAUGACAUUAUUCAAGGUCGGGCUCCGAGGGUAGAGUACGUGGUCAACGGACACAUGUAUAAUUUGGCGUACUACCUCACGGACGGUAUUUAUCCAAACUGGUCAACAUUUAUCCAAUCUAUCUCACUACCUCAAGGUCCAAAAGCAGAGUUAUUUGCUAAACUUCAAGAAUCAACCCGGAAAGAUGUGGAGCGGGCUUUUGGAGUUUUACAAGCUCGAUUUGCGAUUGUAAAAAAUCCAGCUCUUUCAUGGGAUCAGCAACAGAUAGGGAUGACAAUGAGAGCAUGUAUCAUACUGCACAAUAUGAUAGUCGAAAAUGAACGAGAUGGAUACGGCACUCAGUACGAUCCAUCUGAAUUUGAAGAAGAAGAUGUAGCCAGCAGUUCACGGGUGCAUAAGUCUCGUGGUACCGACAUCCCUCCAAGCAUCAAUGAAAUGCGUGCCACUCGGAUUCAGAUUCGCGAGUCGGAAAUACAUCAUCAAUUGAAGAAUGAUUUAAUUGAGAAUAUUUGGAACAAAUUUGGAGAUGAAAAUUAAUAAUUAUUGUCAUUUUAUAUGUUUAAUCAUGUAAUAAAUAAAUAUUAAAAAAAUUAUCUUUUUUCCCAUGUUUUAAAAUUUAUUAAUUUUUUAUUCUUAAGGAUUCCAUUCAUAGUAACACUAUUGGACAUACAAAUUUCAUUAGAAUCCUUAACUUUAAAAAAAAAAAAAA